Messenger RNA from Talaromyces atroroseus, 2640 nucleotides. RefSeq lists its product as hypothetical. NCBI's taxonomy places the organism in Eukaryota, Fungi, Ascomycota, Eurotiomycetes, Eurotiales, Trichocomaceae. The transcript is spliced from 3 exons. The record is from RefSeq and is a predicted model, not a curated record. Gene Ontology annotation, cellular component: cytosol. The coding region runs from base 1 to 2640 and encodes 879 amino acids.
AUGGCGUCAGAAAGGCCAUCUGGUGAAAGCGAGCAAAAAUGCUCUCCCGCAGAGCUCUUGUUCAAGGUGGUCCUUGCUGGCACAUUGAGCCACUAUGAGACUCGGGGCAUGAUUGAGGAGAAACAGCUGGAAUCAAUGUUGGCUGCGGGAAAGAAGAUUGUGUCCAAAACCCGGAAUGAGAUGGAUGUCAGACAGAGCCUAGCGCUUUCGCCAGACAUUUGGCAAGGGCUCACCGAUGUUUUCACCAAAGCUAUCCCGAUCCUCGAGGCACAAUCAUUUUCCUGGAAAACCCCGCCGGUUUCUGCUUACGAGCAAUCAUCUGCGAAUAUAAUAGCAUACAACUACUUUAGUUUGGUCAAAGAUAUUGAACGAUUGCGCGAUUUAUGUACCAUUGCUCGAAACCUACUUGCAACGACCAACAGAGCACAAAACCUCGCGGCAGAGAAAGGAUUUGAUCAUCGAAUGCUAGUCUUGAUCGAUACCUGUGUGAGGGUCACCGCACGGGGCUUUGAUGGAGAGGCCAAUGCGAGAAACGAGGAACGGUGGCAAAAAGUGGUCAACCUCUAUAAGAACUUAUUGAUCAUUUGCCUACAAUUCUUAAAUAAUUUUAUGAUGCAAAAUGAACAACGCAAGCUUGUGCUCUGGUUGGAUCUGUUUGGAUACCACUCAAAUGGCGAUUACAAGGCUAUCGUGCCCAUGGGACCGCUAGACCCGGCAAGCCCUGCACCGCAGGGCCUUGCUCCGAUUGUGCGGACUGGUGAGCGAAUAAUAGGGUCGCUAAGGGGCGAACAGACGGCGGAAGAUCUGUUAAUUGAAACCAUUUCAAGUUUCCCCAGGGAGCCCGCCAAUAUAAAGGAAGAGGCGGCCAUGCUGUUGCUCGCGCAAAUCAAGGAUCACAUGGAGAAGUUGCUUGGACGAGAUUUAAGAGAGAUUCAAGAAAUGGGCAAGGAUCCCGAGCAGGUCAAGGAGAUACGGACCGCUCUGACGGCUAUUCUCGGCCAUAAGGCGGAUGAGAUGAAAAACCUGAAGGGACGAACGCAAGAUGCCGCCGAGUCUGAUGAAGAGACGAGAAGACAACCGAUUUUGUUGAUCGACCGAAGUCCCUGUGUAGGCUACACGCGCUUAGCUUGGGCAGACUUUCCAGAUUUCGAAAGAUUCAAGUCAAUCACAUCUGAUGCACCUUUGACUGAGGAAGAAACUAGCAUGCCACGGUCCUAUCAAUCGGGAGCCGAUGCGUUGCAGAUAGCAAAGGAGGAAUUGAUGGCACGUGCACAGGAAGCUUCACAAGGCCUCGGAGAAUAUAUUCCACUUGUGUUAGGACCAGCGGAGAUAGAAGCGCUCCCGAUGAUAAUCAAAGCUGGAAUUAUCGAUACCCCAGCGGUGAAAGGCGCAGAGCGAGAUGUGAUCAACAAUAUGCAAGCGAUACGCUGUCACAUACUGCUAACACAAGACCUGGGUCGCAAUUUACUUCGAGAACUGCUUAUUUUUAUCGCUGCUUGGGACUUGCCAGAUGACGAAGUGUAUUUUCAAUUCAUGGUGCAGAUCAUGGAGGCAAUCCUCAAGAACGGAUUGAUGUCUCACGCAUAUGCAGAUUUUGGCCAGCAAAAGGAUAUUAUCUCGCCGGCACAGGCUGUAGUGAUCAAAAUCUUGACUCACAUCUUCCGGAAUAAAUACUCGCCGGCCUCUUCCAAUGACGGCCAGUCUAAUGAGACAAAACAACCCCCGCCACUAGCACGAGUGGACGUGCUCACAGUGCGGUAUAUCUUUUCCAUAUUCCGAGGCACCAUUAUACCAGAGACGUGCGGUCUCAUUUACCUCCAAGGUCAGAUACGCGCAAACAAAGCGCUUCCUGAAGAUUUCCCUCUAAACCUAUGGGAUAUGGAACGAGUUUACGAGGGGGUUUAUCAAUUCCUUGAAUUUUUCGCAGUAUUAACAGAGAAUAAUUAUUGGAAGAACUUGAUUGUUAAAUGGGAGAUCGUUUAUGAUCUCGUCACAUUGAUCAAAGAAUUGGACGCAAACAUCCCCAAGGGACCUCUAAGCGCGAUGGUCACCACACAUCCAACAGGGUCGACAAGUGGAACGACAGCGACGGGCAAUAACCACAGUUCCUCCUCUCCUCAAGAUCAGCCAGCGCAACCCGUGGCCGUGGAACGUCCAUACGACCCGACAGAUGUCGACCCCGUGGACGAGAAUAUCGACGACACUGGCUCUCGAGCCGAAUCGCCACCCAUCACGGAAGAUCCAUGUGAAUUUGAAUGGCGCAAUCUCAAGAAACUCAUCGUCCUGGUUCUGUCGUCUCUCGUAUGGCGAUGUCCCGAAGUCCAGAACCAGAUUCGUAAACACGGCGGUGUCGAAGCUAUCCUGUCUUGCACCAGCUUUGAUGCACACAACCCUUACAUGAAGGAGCAUGCUGUUAUGUGUCUAAAGUUCCUGCUCGAGAACAAUAAAGAGAACCAGAAAAUAGUCGAAGAACUUGAGGCAAGAGAGGUUGUUCGAGAUGAGAGUGGUGUUCUGUCCAAGACGGGACAUGAAGCCAUUAUUGAUAGCGUGGGAAAGCUAUCUAUCCAGAAAAAAGCCAACGGCUCUUCUUCGGAUUUGCCAACGACCGCAAAUCGAGUGGAGGAAGUAUUGGAUGAGUGA